This is a messenger RNA of Dendronephthya gigantea, 1656 nucleotides long. Its product is annotated as S-methyl-5'-thioadenosine phosphorylase-like. NCBI's taxonomy places the organism in Eukaryota, Metazoa, Cnidaria, Anthozoa, Malacalcyonacea, Nephtheidae. Gene Ontology annotation, cellular component: cytosol. Gene Ontology annotation, molecular function: S-methyl-5-thioadenosine phosphorylase activity. Bases 90 to 911 code for a protein of 273 amino acids. The transcript is spliced from 7 exons. The record is from RefSeq and is a predicted model, not a curated record. Gene Ontology annotation, biological process: nucleoside metabolic process.
UGAAGUUCUCUGAAGGUACAAAUUUACUUGUACUCCCCUAUAUUUGGAGUUUGGACUCACUGUUUCCUUAUUUAAUAUUUUGUGGAAUAAUGACUAUGAAGAUUGGUAUCAUUGGUGGUACUGGUUUGAACAAUCCAAAUAUUUUUACAGAUAAAAUAGAAACUGUAUAUAACACCCCAUAUGGAAAGCCAUCUGAUGUUCUAUCAUUUGGGAAAAUCCAUGGUGUAGACUGUGUGUUAUUGCCAAGACACGACAGAAAGCACACCAUCAUGCCAACCAAUAUCAACUACAGGGCAAAUAUUUAUGCGUUAAAACAGGCCGGAUGCACCCAUGUUGUAUCCACCAGUGCCUGUGGGUCGUUACAAGAAAAUUGCCACCCAGGAGAUUUUGUAUUUAUUGAUCAAUUCAUCGACAGAACAACAAAGCGGCCAUCAACUUUGUACGAUGGCGAAAAAGGACAUUUAGAAGGAGUUUGCCAUGUACCAAUGGAUAAACCAUUUUGCGAACCCUUAAGACAGAUUUUAAUCGACACCGCGAAAUCUUUGGGAUUUUCACAUCAUACAAAAGGAACGGUAGUAACAGUCGAGGGACCGCGUUUCUCCUCGAAAGCGGAGAGUAAAUUAUUUCAGAGUUGGGGGUGCGAUGUUGUGAACAUGACAACGGUCCCAGAGGCUUGCUUAGCUAAAGAGGCUGGCCUUCUAUACUCAACAAUGUGUCUAGUUACGGAUUAUGACUGUUGGAAAGAUGAUGAAGGCAAUGUUGUCAGUGUGGAUUCAGUGUUACAAGCCUUCAAAGAGAAUAUCGAAAAAGCUAUUCAGUUAAUUAUUGCGGCGGUUCCGAAAAUUGCAGAGAAAAAAUGGGAUGAAGAGAUUAAAAAGUUAAAUGAGAGUGUAAACAACGCUCAAAUGUGAACAACGGGAAAUAGCAAAAACAUUUUCACGGUUAUCCAAGAACAUUCGUUGCCAGUGGUAGUGGUUGCUGGUUAGUAUUGCAAGGUAGUAACACUUUUAUUUAGUUACAGUAUUAUACAUAAAGAUAUCAUUAAACAAAGGUAAAGUUUACGCCAGACGAAUUCAUGUAAUGUGAUGUGUUGGCUACGGUGGAUGAAAUGCUAUUUUUAUUUUCAUGAACACGCUUUUGAAGUUCACUGGGACUAUUCAGUUUGCGAACUUUGGUGAUCACGUACUUCCUCAGUUUUCCCCUGUGCAAAUUUUGGUCUGCUUCCAUAGGUUGAAGAGAGGGGGUGCCGAUCUAAAUUUUUUUGAAUGGAGGUUUAAAAUACUUUUUUUCACAUUUUUCCCGAAAAAAACUUCAUUGGGGUCCGCUUCUCGUUCAGACUUAUUUAUCCCAAUAAAGUAGUGAAAGAACGUCUGUCUACUCAGGCUUAGUAGACCUUGGAUUGUUGGAUUGUGUACAUUUUUGACGAAAAUUAAAAUGGCAAUGCCGGUCAUGUUCUGUUUGUGCAUCAAAGUUAUUUAUUUUCAUUCAACUUUAUAGGUCACGUGUAGUCCGUCCGUUUUACGCAUUCGUUCUGCUCAAACAACGAGCCCGGCUGACUGAGAAUUCCCAAUAUUUUCGCAAACAGGCUUUUUCAGCUCCCUUAACCAACGUGGAGCCCUGGAAGAAUGAAUUACAGUUUUGAAAAUAGGGGUUUAG